GAGGACUGGAAGCGAGCAAAUGGAGGACUACGAGGGAUUAAUAGAGGAUGGGUUCGAUGCUAAGGGGUUUGCGAACGACCUACUCAUUGCAACGAACUCGUCUCGUAAAGAAUUGGAUAUCUCAACGUCGAUAAAGAGGGUAAGAUUCGAUAUAAACAACCUGGAGCUACAGAUGGAAAAGGUCAGCGCAGAGGAACAUGGCUCGUUGAUCAACGAGAUUAGGGUCGAUAUGGCUACAAAGCAAAUGUUUGAGCAGCUAGACCAGCCUUUAACACAUAUCACCUCGUCGUAUGAUCGUAUCCAGAAGGACCUGCUGACUCCCUACAACAAGGCAUUGAAGACUCAAGAGGUGUUGAAAAAGGUCCACACCACCUCAUUCUUGCUGAGAUCAGUGACGCAUUUCCUCUUGCUGAUCCAACAGAUCCAGGAAUUGCAAUCAGCACCGCAGUUCUUGUCGACAACGUCAAAGCACUCAAGUACGUUGUUGAAAUUGGCUAACUUACACAACCAAUUGGAUAAACAUCUUGCGGAGAAUCCAAAUCUGAAGUCUCUAAAGAUUAUCCGUGACUACGAACCCGUGGAUUUUAAACAAAAGUUGGAGCUGAAAGAGCUGAUUACCACCCAGGCUCGAGCAAUCUCAGACAAAAACUUGGACUCGACUUCGAUGUCUUAUCUGAAGGCACUGUAUGCGUUGGAUCAACAAUACACUCUUGAUACUCUCAAGACAAUACUCUCAAAUGAGGUCACCAUAUCAGUGAAUACAUUAGUAAGGGUUUUGACCUCGCCAAGAAACAUAUCGACAGCCCUCGAACAAGUGUUGACGAGGGCAAAGUUUGUACUGAAAUUAUCCGGCUACUUACACGAUACAACACUACAAUCCGAUAAGACUUUACUUUCAGAAUUACUGCAAUCUUUUGAAUUGGACUCUUUAUUAUCUGUAUUCUGGAGAAAUUUUGCAAAGAAAUUCGAACCAAAGAUGAGAGAAACCAUGCAAAGGGGUGGCCCAGUAGCAAAGAGUCUGAUAAGUUACAAAGAUCAAAUCAGAUCAAGCAUUAAAAGGACAGUGUUACAGAGUGAUAACUCUUUAACAGACCAUGGGGUUGAGGUUCGAAUGAUGUUGAACAGCGUGCGCUCCCUAGAUAGGUAAACUACAGCUAGUUAUACUUCAUACCACAUAUGCAAUAGCACGCUAUUGAUUCAUCGUUAAAUUAAUGUCAAGUUAUAUACCAUAAGCAUCAGCGUUACACAUAAUAUCACCAUAUUUUUCUCAAACGGUUUAACGUCUUGACGAUUGCAGGUCUCGAUCUCAAUCUUAAUGGAAGACGAGAGGCAUUGCGGAAAGUAGGUGGUGGUAACGCUGAUGGACUAAUAACAGGUGGUUUUAUUACUUCAGAGUUGGCAUUAUCAAAAUGAAUGUCAAGUUCCAGAGUUCUAGAAGACACAACAGGUUCAAGUUCCGGGAAUUCAUCCUUCAAAAAAAGUAACACCUCGUCAAGCUUCAACCAUUGAAUCCGUAGAUUUCCAAACUUGGCCAUUUCUUCAGUGAAGUUCGAAUGUGUC
Messenger RNA from Williopsis jadinii, 1560 nucleotides. RefSeq names its product Golgi transport complex subunit COG5 (gene COG5). Gene Ontology annotation, cellular component: COG complex. Lineage: Eukaryota; Fungi; Ascomycota; Saccharomycetes; Phaffomycetales; Wickerhamomycetaceae. The record is from RefSeq and is a predicted model, not a curated record. The transcript has a single exon. The coding region runs from base 20 to 1147 and encodes 375 amino acids. Gene Ontology annotation, biological process: intra-Golgi vesicle-mediated transport.